GAAGAGGGGGUUGGAGAGGCCGAGGCCGUGGGAGAAGCUUUGGCAGAGGUAGAGGCCGAGGUGACUAUAAUGAGGGGCAUGGGAGCUCUAGUGGCAGGGGGAGUACCAGAAUGGAGGGCACCUGCUGGUACUGCAAGAAGGUCGGGCAUCCUUGGUUCAAGUGCUUCAGCAGGCCGGAGGGAUGGUCACCUCCAGGCAUGAAGCCGCCCAGUGGUGAACGCGCACAAGGUGGCGCUGUGCAAGGCUCAGGUGCACAAGGUGAAGGUGCACAAGGUAAUGCCUAUCCUGGGAUGUUUCUCAUGGUUGAGGAUGUGCAUGGGCAUGAGGGUGAUGUGGGAUCUGUGGGAAAGGUUGUGAUGCACCCUCUCACGCACUGGGUGAUUGAUUCGGGUUGCACCAGUCACAUGACCCCACGGGCAGAUUUGCUUGAUGAGGUAAAACCCCCUGGGAAGAUCAAGUAUGUGGCAGCAGCGUCAGGUGCUUUGCUCCCCGUGAUUGGUGUUGGAAUGCCAAGGUUAAGGGAGCUAAUGGGGAGCUUGUGGGGCUUGGGAAUGUUCUGCUGGUUGAAGGCUUGUCUGCUAACCUUCUCUCUGUGCGGCGACUGCAGAAGAGCAAGGCCGAAGUGACCUUUGGACCAACCAGCUGCCGUGCUAAGCUUGGGAAGAAGGUGCUGUGGAGUCUGGAAGAGGAGACCA
Molecule: messenger RNA, 695 nt
Organism: Closterium sp. NIES-67
Lineage: Eukaryota; Viridiplantae; Streptophyta; Zygnematophyceae; Desmidiales; Closteriaceae
Source: the annotation of a GenBank genome assembly